CACUGGCAGAGCGUAUAAUUUAGGGGUUACGAUCAUGUAGCCCUGGGUUUGAGUACUGCCUUUGCUACCUACCUGCUGGGUAGCUUUAGGAGAAUCACUUGACCUGAUUCUUGCUUUCCUUAUCUGUAAAGCAAGAUUAACUACUGUACUUUCUCUUCAAGUGAGAUAAUACAUGGGAAGCAGCUCGCAUGUCAAAUGCAGGAAAUAAAUCAGUGUUGGCUACAUAGGAAAUGUGUCACUCAAAAGCCCAUGUUCUUUCUGCUGAGCAAGAAAUGACUUUUAUAUGGUGACUACAAGCAUCAAAAGGCAACUAAUCCAAGCCAGGCAGCCUGUAAUCCCAGCACCCUGGAGGUUAAGGCAGGGAGUUCAAAACCAAUCUAGAGUACAAAGUAAGACUCCGUCUCAAACAAAAAAAAAGCAACCAAUCUAAACUGGUAGUUUUCAUACAAAUUCCAUCUCAGUAUCUCCAGUAAUAAAAGAGCUCACACACUGUGGAUCGCCAGUUUUCUUUUUUUUUAAAGUAGGUAUACUAAAUGGCACCCACUACAAUAUCCUCAGUAUCUCCCACGUUCUUAGGCAGUCAUUUUGAGGUUAAAUGUCUUUUCCACCAAUAUAUCUGGACUCCACAGAAGAGCCCUUAAAUGAUUAAUAAUCAAGUACUGAGUACUUAUCAUACAUCAGGCAUUGUUAUCCAGGGUCAGGUUCCAAGCACUUGGUCUGUGUAGUCACACUAGGUCCCAUGCCCCAGGUGGUCCUGUCUGACUGUGUUGUGGCCUUCUUUAUAAUUUUUUCCCUUAAUAAUUCUUGAACAAAGGCGCCUAUGUUUUCCUUUUAUCCUUUAAAUUACAUAGCCAGUUUUCCAGGUAUUAUCCUUUUAGUCAUCACUAAAAACUCUGGAGAUGAGUUAUAUUAUCACAAUUUCUGCAGUUCAGUCUGAUCCUAGAGUCCUAACUACAAAGUUCUAUCUCAUCCAUGUAUCUCUCUCAUGUUGCACUGCAGCAUUGAGAAGUAGAGAAGCAUUUAAUAAACAGAUGCUCUGUUGAAUGCACGUAUGCAACACAUUUGGUGUAAGCUGGCAGCUAACAGAAAUCAAAGCAAAAUAAAAAAAUAAACAGGUGCCAAUUCUUCUUUUUCCCGCAAGAUAAGGUUUUGUUAUGUAGCCCAGGCUGGCCUCAAACUCAUAGCAAUCCUCCUGCCUCAGUCUCCAGAGUGCUGGGAUGAGAAGUGUGCAUCACCACAUUUGGCUUGAAUGCAGAUUCUUGUUAAAUGUCUUGAUUGGUUGUGGGUUUUUCAAACUGCAGACGAUGGUCUGAGGUGAUCUUAAAGCUCUGUCGUUCCCCACACUAGCAAGUUCUGGUCCUUGUUUCACUGGAUACUCAUUAACCAUCCUGAGCCUCAGUUGUCUCCUAUGUAAAAGGGAUCGUAACCUCUCUCUAAGCCACGUUGCUCCUCUUCUAUGACAAAAACAUAAGAUGUUAGUUGUAACAUCUGUGACCUGGGCUUUGGAUGAGAAAUAAAAGUGCAAAAGACUCCAGCUGUGUACUCACGGUUAAGCAGGAGAGAAAAUACAACCAAAAUUGCUAGUAGAAGCAAAGCAUGUUUUGGUGACGAUUCAGAGUACGGAAGGUGGCUGGGGAUGUAGCUUAGCAGACCAGCGCCUGCGCAACAAGCACAAAGUCCUGAGUUUGAUUCCCAGUACCAAAAAAAAGGGCAUGUGGUAGAGUACAGAAGGAGCAUGCCUCAUUCCCUCUUUUAAAAAAAUUUUUAAACAUUAAAGGCCACACAGUAAUACCAGGACAGAACGUAUCCUUUUCUUGCCUGAUUAUAGCUGGAAAAGUUUAUCUCCCCUUUUUUUUCUUACAUCUUGUAACCUUCCUUAUACAACAAAGUGACUCUUAAAACACGUAAAAAUUUUGACACAUAUCCUCAAUUCAACCAGAAUAAGACUAAAGUUCAUUCAACAGAAGAAAAGGGGGAAAUGUUGAAUUUAAAGAAAUGCACAUGUAUUGAGAAUGGCCAAAAUAUACUGUAUCUCUGCCCUAACAAUGAACUACUGUUUACUAAGAGAAAACGAGAUACUGCACACCGUGUUUUUUUUAAUUAAGUCGGCAAAUACACUGGAGUGAAAAGCAAAGAAAAAUAGGAAAGCUGUAAUUAUUUUCAUCUUUCACGUGAUCUGGUCCUGUCCAGCCUGCUUUCGCAGCACUGUGACCCUCUUUUUUAAACACCAGAUACAUUUUGAUAUCAUACCGAGCUUUUAUCAUUUAUAACUUCACAUACACUCUAUGUGCGCAGGGCGUAUUCCGCUUUGUCCGCCACGAACCUGUGCCUAGCAUCAAGCUUCGUCGUUAAGACCAGUUCCCGCCACUCUAAACCAGCAGUGUCCUGCCCGGAAGAACUGUGCGGAGCACCUGACGAUCGGAAGUGCAGCGUUCCCGUCCGGAAGUCCCCUAGUGGAACCGCUCUCAAAGGCUGCCGGGAGGCGUGGCUUUUAAGGGAGAGCGCGCUUCACUUGGAGUGAGUGCGCUUGCGCCACAUCGGUCCUCCCAAGUCUGGAACAUGGCUGCGCGGUCGUUGUGGGCGGUCCGGCGGCGGUUGCAGCGCCUCCUGGCCUCCAGUACCUGGUCGGCGGGCAGGGGCUGGCUACACCCAUUCAGCACUGCCACCCAGAGAACUGCUGGUGAGGACUGCAGUUCCGAGGACCCUCCGGAUGAACUCGGGCCCUCUCUUGCUGAACGAGCCUUAAGGUUAAAAGCCGUUAAGCUAGAGAAAGAAGUCCAAGAUUUAACACUAAGAUACCAGAGAGCUGUAGCUGAUUGUGAGAACAUCAGGAGACGAACCCAGAGAUGUGUGGAAGAUGCCAAGAUAUUUGGAAUCCAGAGUUUUUGUAAGGACUUGGUGGAGGUGGCAGACAUCUUGGAGAAGACUACUGAGUGCAUUUCUGAAGAAGCAGAGGCGGGGGACCAGAAGCUCACUCUUGAGAAAGUCUUCCGAGGGUUGUCACUUCUAGAAGCAAAGCUAAAGAGUGUAUUUGCCAAGCAUGGUCUGGAGAAGAUGGCACCCAUUGGUGACAAAUACGAUCCUCAUGAGCAUGAACUCAUCUGUCACGUGCCAGCUGAUAUUGGGGUACAGCCUGGCACCGUGGCAUUAGUAAGGCAAGAUGGCUACAAACUUCAUGGCCGCACCAUUAGACUUGCCCAGGUGGAAGUGGCGGUGGAGUCUCAGAAAAGACUAUGAAGAGGCCAUCAAGGACAGAAUGUUCCGGCGUGCAGUCACCUGUGUUUCCUUUAUUUAUUAAUCUAGGUUUGUAUCGUACAUGAGGUACUUCAUGUGUUCUGUUUUGGAUAUAGUCAUAUUGGCUUUGUUUCUAAGGGGUUCUGUUGAUUUUAUGUGACCCAUUUGGUCUCAUCAGAGAAGUCUUGCCAUCAGGCAUUUGAACAAUGUGACAAAUGUACCUAUGGCCUUUAUCAAAGUAUGUUUACAAAAAUGAUUUUUAAAUUGGUACUCUGAUUGACUUUGAAAUCCAAAAUUCUCUUAACUAUCUUCAGCUAAUUGUUGAAAUUAAUACAGUAUCUUAUAUUUUGUGGGAAAAACAGUAGAGAUUGAUUCAAUAUGUGGGUACUUAGCUUUGCACUUACAUAAAACUUUAGAUCACUUGGGUUGGUUUUUAUAUACGUGAAUUGCCAGGACUUCCCUUCUUACUUUAUUAUUUUUCAUUUAACCGUCCUUUGUGGUCCCUACUAGGCUUUGUACUCACAUCACUGCCCCAAACUCACCCCUUUCCAGCUCCAACUGAAGGGCUAAAGGGCCAAGCUGGACUUUGGAAGCAGAGAGCAAGAUGCCUCCCUUUCAGAUAGAGAAUUAUCUUCUGCCUCCCUAAAUGUAUAUCAUCAUUUCAGGUAAACCGAGGCAGCACCAAUAGCUAAUGACCCAAAUAGGUCUGUAUAGGUGAUUACCUGUAGCUGCACAUUCCACCAGCCCUGACUGCGUUGUUGUCAAAUUUGCCUUGGAAUAUGUACUGAAUUAUUACGGACAGUGAUCUGGACAGAAACAUUAGGUUCUCACAGUUUCUCAUUUCAGCCAGUUACACUGCAUGCUUUGGUUUGGUUUUGUUUAAUUGGUACUCACGAAUCACUACCUCUCUUACACUGACAAACUUUAUUUUUUUGUUUUUGUGGUGCUUAGAAUCAAACCCAGAGUCUUGUACAUGCUCUGCUCCUGACUUACUUCUCUAGCCCUGACAGCUUUAUUUCCUAGGUUUUGUAUCCAUUUUAAGUUACAUUUGUGUAAACAUACAGUUCCCCUUUUACUAUUAACCGUUAGAAGAUAAUGGACUUAUGUAUCGUUUUCAGUCUUACUUUAUAGCUGGUGUUGUGUAAAAGCUAUGUCCAAGAAAUGACUAAGUGCAUGAAUAAUGCAUUAGUCAGAUGUUAGAAAGAAGUCUUGAGGUUUUUUAAUUUUAGAAGAGGCCUUGGUCUAAUUUUAUCCUUUCUGCUUCUGAGGUGUGAGUAUUAGUCUUUUUUAGGACUGGACCUAAAGGGAAAAAAUGUCAAUAAUAACUUAAAUAUGGAACAGUUAGAUACUAUGUUUAAUCAUUUUAAGAUUAAUAUACAUGCAAAUGUAUCCCCAGCAACAAUUAGUUGUUGGAUGUACAGAUUGUUUAAGUUCAUUACUCACAAAGUCCGCUUCAUGUGGAACUCUGGAACCCUGUAGGGAAGUGAACUGGCUUCCCUUCACCCUUCUAAGUUUCCUUGAGUAGGCUGUGAAUUAAACCAACAUAAGAUGGGGGGGGGGGGGGUGGACAUACUUCACUAUUGUAUAGGUAUGCAUGUCCCACAAAAUGAGACUCAAAGGACGGCUGGAUAAUUGAAGCUUGUGUGGCAUCCUGAGCUAUAGAACUAGUCUCUUGCAGUCAUAUUUUGGGAUGGUUAGUUAUCCUUUUAGACAAGUAUGUAUAAACAGAAGAUACUAAACAGACAUGUCAAUACAGCCAUCCUCUGUAAAUACUACCAUCUGCAUCAGAUUUAAAAAUCAAAUGGAGACUAGGGAUGGUAUGACAGUGUGGAGUGUAGGGGCUGGAGGGCAUGAACAAGAAAAUGUGCACUUUUAAAACAUAACCAAAAAGAUUCUUUUGGACUUCACUAAGUGCGUAUUGUAAAUUUAAUGAGCAAUCAAAUUUACAAUAGGAAUUCAUCCUUUUUUGCCUUAGUUCCUAUCAGAUGGCCAGAUGGAGACAAGAAGAAACUGAGCCAGUUAGCCAUGGGGCUUUGGAAUUAUCAGCUAUCCUUAUGCAUGAACUGGAAUUAACCAUAAUUUUAUGUGUGAAAUGUUCUGUUUACCUUAAGUUUUCUAAUACUGCUUUCACCUCCUGUUUUUGCAAAUAGAUUGAGAAUAGUUUUAAAAGGUUCUUUCAUUGUUCAGUAGUUUUGCAAACUGAAAGUGCAUGUUUAGAACUAGAAGACAAAGCUAUAGCAGUAAAAAUGUCAAAUUGAAAGAGUUCAGGGAAUCAGGGCAGCAUGAAAUCGAGAUGAGGCUUGUUAGCAUAGAUUUGGACAUGAUUCUAGCGCAGUCACCUGUGUGACUGGGCACUAGUCGUUUCAUUCUUCCAAGCUUGUUUAUAAAAUGAUUACAAUAAUUCUUUCAUGAUACUGUGAGAAUUAAAUAAAAUGUGUAAAUUGCCUACUACAGUAGGUCUUCAUAUUUAUUUUUAUUGUUUUUAUGCACAUUUUUUUUCUGUAUUUUUAUAGCUGCCUGAAGUCUAGGGAAAGGGGAAGACUCCUUAAAGGCAGAUUAUUUUUUAAAAAUUGUAGGCUAAUGAUUCAGUGAUUUAUUUUCCUUCCAGUUCUUGUUUUGUUUUUUGUUUUUUUAAACAUACCCCGCAAAAAACAUUUUUUAGACUGAAGAAGCAAGAAAAUUGUGUUCAUGCUCUAAUUCUCACCUUUUACAUAUAAAGUGAAAGGACAUUGGCUUGGAGGUGACGUGUAAGGAAGCACUGCCUUGCUUGAGGAGGGAUUUUGGUGUACUAUUAGUACCUCGAUCCUACACAUCUUUUACUGACUUUGCUUACUAUCAUAAAGGAAUUUUGGCAGUGAUGUUAAGUUUUAUAUUUGGUGCUCUUAAUUCAUAACAAAGGAUUUGAUCAAAUGAACAGAAGUUCUUAAAAAACUACAGCAAAGACAAACAGGGAAAACUAAGGAUGAAGUGUAAUAUUCAGAAACAACUAAUAAAACCCAAAUUGAAAUAACUGCA
This is a messenger RNA of Cavia porcellus (domestic guinea pig), 6249 nucleotides long. RefSeq names its product GrpE like 2, mitochondrial (gene Grpel2). Gene Ontology annotation, molecular function: adenyl-nucleotide exchange factor activity; protein homodimerization activity; protein-folding chaperone binding. NCBI's taxonomy places the organism in Eukaryota, Metazoa, Chordata, Mammalia, Rodentia, Caviidae. Gene Ontology annotation, cellular component: PAM complex, Tim23 associated import motor. The record is from RefSeq and is a predicted model, not a curated record. The transcript is spliced from 4 exons. Gene Ontology annotation, biological process: protein import into mitochondrial matrix; protein folding. The coding region runs from base 2560 to 3237 and encodes 225 amino acids.